GCACACGCUCCUAGUUCCCAAUCCAAUAAGAUUGAAUUUUGAAACAGUUAGUGCCCAUCUCAACAAGCUAUUCUUGGGCAGUUGGCAAACUUGGCACAGAAAGCAUACCUUAUUCGUUGUUUAUUAGGCUAAUUUUCCUUUUUAAAUUUUGAUUAAUAAAUAUAUAAACUACAAAUUAGUUGUUAGCAAUCAAUCUUGCUUGUACAACAACAAUCACAAAGAGAGUGAAACUUUGUUUGAUUAGCGAGAAGGGCUCUGGGAAUCGGAAAAAGGUGUUCUGUACUGGAAUUUAGGGUGUAAUAUUAUCAAGUAUGAGAUUCAAGAAAGGGAGUAAAGUGGAAGUAUUAAGCAAAAAGGAGGUGCCUUCAGGCUCCUGGCGAUGUGCUGAGAUUAUCUGUGGUAAUGGCCACAACUACACUGUUAGAUAUGAUGGGAAUGAGGACGCCAACGGUGAGGCUGUUGCAAAGAGGGUAUCAAGGAACUCCAUUAGGCCUUGCCCUCCUCCACUAGAAAUUUCAGAGAACUGGGUUCGUGGUGAUGUUGUGGAGGUGUUUGACAACUUUUCUUGGAAAAUGGCAACAGUUUCACAGGUUUUGGGGAAAAAGUACUUUUUAGUCAGGUUACUUGGGUCCUCUCUAGAAUUCAAAAUCUUCAAGCUUAACAUCCGGGCAAGGCAGUCUUGGCAUGAUGACGAAUGGGUUGUGGUUGGAAAGGAUUCUGGAAAUUUGGAAGAUGGAAGACAUGAUAGACAUUCAACUCUUAAGUGCAACCUAAAAUUAAGCUCCCAAUUUCAUAAGACAAACACAAGGAUGAAUCUACGUGUAGAAGAUGACUGCUUUCCUGUUAAGAACAGAGUGAAUUUCCAGGAGUCUCAUGUUGUUUCAUCUAAAACUUUGAAGAGAGGGUCACCCUGUUGCUAUUCUCAAGUUGAAGUAUAUGCCGGAGCCAACCACAAAUUUAGAGCCAUAGAAAAAGAGGGUUUGUGUCAUCGAGUGAAAGCUGCCAAUUCGUCCACAUUACCCAAAAAGGUAGAUAUUGUUGCUUUCCCGAGAGACAUGCUGGGUGAAAAAUACAUAAAUGCUUCCUCUGACAACAGAACAACUGGGAUAUCUGAAGUGGAAGCAGAAAGGAGGAAACCAACUGGCACUGUUGGGUGUUCAUUUGCAAACUUAGAAUCAAAUGUUGCACCUGAUAGUAUUACAUCCUCUGUUGGUAGUUGUAGCAUCACUAGCAACAAUUCCUAUAAGAUCCCUCAUCAUGUUUCUGCAGGUCAUAUUAAGGAUGAUGAUGGUAAUUCUAGUGGUGCCGAAUCUUUUCAUCUGUGGGGUUAUGAGGAAGGAAAUUCUCUCCUUCCUACAAAAGAGGAACUAGUAGCUGAAAUACAUAGGUUAGAGUUGCAUGCCUACCGUUGCACUAUAGAGGCAUUACAUGCAUCAGGACCUUUAAGUUGGGAAAAGGAAGAGAUGGUGACAAAUCUUCGUCUUUCGCUCCAUAUAUCAAACGAUGAACAUUUGAUUGAGCUAAGAAACUUAGGCUCUACUCGUACCAGCAUUCCUAUUAGAUGACAGGAAAAUCUGUGAAAUUUUUUAUUUGAAUUCAUAUUUCCCUAGAUGUAGGAUCAGAUAAACAUUUGUUUUAAUGGCCUCACUACCUUGUAAGAAGCAAGAUGAGUUAUUUCCCAUAUCCUUUUUUUUUGGGUUCUACAACAGUGGUCUAGUUUGAAGUUUAUGUACGACAAACUAUACCAAGCAAUUAAUGUUUCUUAUCUCAUACUUGUGUAUCAAUUUUUCUCCUGUUUUCUUGUGGGCUUGUACUAUAUUAUGCAUGCCAUUCUUCUGAUGUUUAGUACCUUCUAUGUCAUGUUAAAAUUACACCUUAGAGUUGCAAACAAUUGGCAGAUAAUGAGAAUAUUAUAAUAGUACAAUCCUGUUGCAUCUUUUAAGGAUUUGUAUAGUAAGAGAUAUGUCAGGUCAGCUUUUCUGCUUUACUACGCGAAUUAACUGCUGGCUUUUGAACUUUUAUAAUAUUAGGAUUCCAUGUUAUCACUAAAGGCAUUUGAGCGUUAUGCUUAAGACUUUCCUGUCAUUUUAUCUUUCCUCUUUCUUCCAUAUAAUGGAGCUAGUAAGAUUAGUUUAUCUAGGGAUUCCUGGAUUAGUUAGAAAGCUAUUUCACGCUUUCUACUUUUAUAUGCAUACUUUGGGGGAUUUGUCACUUGAACUCAGUUUUCUCUAUUCCGUUGGGACUUGGCAGUGUAGGCAAUUACAUUUGAGGACAUUAUUGAUGCUUCCCUUGCAU
Messenger RNA from Corylus avellana, 2295 nucleotides. RefSeq lists its product as uncharacterized. NCBI's taxonomy places the organism in Eukaryota, Viridiplantae, Streptophyta, Magnoliopsida, Fagales, Betulaceae. The record is from RefSeq and is a predicted model, not a curated record.